GCUCACUCCCGCCUCCGUGUCUCCGGCGCCGCCUUCAAGUGUCCGCCCGAGGUCGCGGCCCGUUCACUGCCAACGGGCUGGCCGGGAAGUCGGCGGCUCGCCAGACCCCUCCCGGCGUCGCACGCAGUAGGAGCCUCCCUAAUGGGUACGGAAUGAAGGCGGACGGCGCGGGCCCCCAGCCGGGCGGAGGCUGGGCCGAGGCAGCGCCCCUCUCGUAGCCUCCGCGCCGCCCCGCGCACGCCGCACCCAACGCGCUUCCGGCCGGGCCACGUGACCGCGUGCGCACGUGUUCCGGCCCCCGCACCGCGGCUCCCAGCCUCCUCCCGGCCCGCCCCCGGCCGCUGCCCACCUGGAGCCGGCGUAGGCCGGGCAAGAGAGCGGGGGAGACGCGGGCGCCGAGCGACGCGGAGGGGCAGGCCCGGGCGACCGGCGGCGGCCUCCGCCAUGAACCCCAGAGGCCUGUUCCAGGACUUCAACCCGAGUAAGUUCCUCAUCUACGCCUGCCUGCUGCUCUUCUCAGUGCUGCUGCCCCUCCGCCUGGACGGCAUCAUCCAGUGGAGCUACUGGGCCGUCUUCGCCCCCAUAUGGCUGUGGAAGCUCCUGGUCCUCGCGGGCGCCUCGGUGGGCGCAGGCGUUUGGGUCCGCAACCCUCGCUACCGCACCGAGGGCGAGGCCUGUGUGGAGUUCAAAGCCAUGCUGAUCGCCGUGGGCAUCCACCUGCUGCUGCUCAUGUUCGAAGUCCUGGUCUGCGACAGGGUGGAGAGGGGGACCCACUUCUGGCUGCUGGUCUUUAUGCCACUCUUCUUCGUGUCCCCUGUUUCCGUGGCCGCCUGCGUCUGGGGCUUUCAGCACGAUAGGUCGCUGGAGCUGGAGAUCCUGUGCUCGGUCAAUAUCCUGCAGUUCAUCUUCAUCGCCCUGAGGCUGGACAGGAUUAUCCACUGGCCGUGGCUGGUGGUAUUCGUGCCCCUGUGGAUCCUUAUGUCGUUCCUUUGCCUGGUCGUCCUGUAUUACAUCGUCUGGUCUCUCCUGUUCCUGCGGUCCUUGGAUGUGGUUGCCGAGCAGCGAAGAACGCACGUAACCAUGGCCAUCAGCUGGAUAACGAUUGUCGUGCCCCUGCUCACUUUUGAGGUCCUGCUGGUUCACAGAUUGGAUGGCCACAACGCACUCUCUUACAUCUCCAUAUUUGUCCCCCUCUGGCUUUCGUUAAUAACUUUAAUGGCCACAACAUUUAGGCGAAAGGGGGGUAAUCAUUGGUGGUUUGGUAUUCGCAGAGAUUUCUGUCAGUUUCUGCUUGAAAUUUUCCCAUUUCUAAGAGAAUAUGGGAACAUUUCAUAUGAUCUCCAUCAUGAAGAUAGUGAAGAUGCUGAAGAAACAUCAAUUCCAGAAGUUCCAAAAAUUGCUCCAAUGUUUGGAAAGAAGGCUAGGGUAGUUAUAACGCAGAGCCCUGGAAAAUAUGUCCCCCCACCUCCCAAGUUAAAUAUCGAUAUGCCAGACUAAAUCUUCCUCUAGGGAGGGCCCAUCGUGGAAUAGAAACCAUAUGCACACCCAAAUAUCCACCUUGCUUUGGCCCCUUUGUUUAUCCAUCAAACUUGGAACUGAAAAUGGGCUCCAAACACCGUCAUCUCAUGCCUUGUUCGUGAUUGAUGCCUAUCAGUGACUCAUUAGUACGCACCAUAGAUAGAGGUUAUUUUAAUAUAUGGUUGUGUGCAGUGUGUACAUGUGUGGGAGAAACUGCUUCCCAGGUUGGUGCUCUUAAGAGCUAGCUGGGGACAGUAAGCUGAAUUGUUUUAGUAGGUCCUCAAAAGGAGUAACUACACAGCUGGUUUUUUUUUAAGUGCUCCUAUACCUAUGAAAAGUAUUGUUUAAAGAAGUAUUUUUAUACACUGCUAGUCUAAAAAUGUAUUUCAGUUUGUGCCUGUUGUAAUAUAGCAAGUGUAAAAAAAUCCCCUUUCGCACCACUUGUUUAUAAACCUCAUAGUUGUUACUUUCAGUGUUCCUACUGUUAGAAUAGUUUUUCUUGAGCUUUGCUGAUACUGCUCUUUAAUAGUCUAAUAGGUGAAUUUUUCUAAUGGAGUGAAUCCAUACAUAUAUAGUAUUUAUAUGAAUAUUUUAGCAGUGUAAUAUGCUGUAUUCUGGUUCUCUGCAGUACAAUGUAUUAUGUUAAAGUAUUUUUUUAAGUUUAUAUGUGAAGAUACAUGUCUGUUGCAGAUGUCCUUAAAGACUGCCUAAAACAUUAAUAUACCUAGUGUGGGAUCUUAUCAAAGUACUCGGCAUGACUGUAGAAAUUGAAAAUCCCAUGGAUCUUAAUAUAAAGGUGUUAAAUGAUGGAUGUCUGCACAGUUUUAAGAUCUCUCUUAGUGCCCAUUAGUAAAGAGAGGAGCCAUCGCUCUUUGGGAGCGAGUGGCAUGCCCUGGUGUGACACUGUUAUAGCACCUUGGAUUUUUCCCCACUGGUAGUAACAUCUCUUUAGACACAACCAAUAUAAGCAACAAGUGGUUUGUCCAUUUCCAAGACUCUGAGAAUAUUAGUUGGCCAUAAUAUAAAGCAUUCCUUGUCGAUGGAAGGCUGGAGAGAGUGGUCUUAACCAAAAAUAGCCAGCAGGAUCAGGUGUUAUUUUAAGGUCCAAACUUUGAUCUGUCAGCAACAGAUCUGUAAGCAAUUCAGGUUGGUUGGGUUUUUUUGUUUGUUUGUUUAGGUAAGUACAAUGUUUAUUUAGGUACUGGCAGUACACCAGGCAAUCAGAAGGGCAAAAGCCAGCUCUUGCAAGAGUAAAUGUUCUUCUGACUGAGAACAAACACUUUCAAAAAAAAGUUAAUCUAAAAAGGAGCAUAGAUGUUAUUACUGGGGAGAAUAUUGGAGGGAUCCAGUUUUAUUAGCAACUUAUUUAAAAUGAUCUAAAUUGGGUUCCAUGUGAAUUAAAUAAAUAACUCUACCCUUUGCCCUGGCCACGAGGCAAACCUUUUUGGUUUGGAGAAAAAGGUAAACCUAGAUUCACUAUUUUUGCCCUAGGUAGAACAUGUUCCAAUGAUAUACUCAGUGCACGUGCUAGCAACAAAUGCUAGCAUCAAAAGCCAGCCCUGGGAACCUGAGUGCCUGAAGGCCUGAGGGUGACCAUUGCUCAGCUUAGUUUAGUCGGCUGGGACAAAGCUGAGGUCUCUCUCUAUCACACACACUGUGGGUUUACACCAGCCAGCACUGUGGGAAGCAGCCCUGAGUGUUAGUGGAUGUAAUAUUUCAUAAACGAGGAUUCAUUCAUUCAUUUCCUCAACAAAUAUUUAUUGAGGACCUACCCUGAGCCAAGGCAUGGUGCUAGGCAGUGGGGAUACAGUGGGGAGAAAUUCAAAUGUGGCCCCUGCCUACGCAGAGUACACAGUGAGAAGCAUGUGCUGCACCUCCUUGUGACAGAGAGACAGUGCUUGUCACAGCAGCGCACUGUGGGAGGGAAUGAGCCAAGAGUGGUGGUGCAAAAAGCAUGAGAGGAUGCUGCUGGCCUCAGGAUGACCGUCCCCUAAAAUUUCAGUCCUAUCUGUGUUCUCAGGAGCCCAAUGCUCCCCAGUACCCCCUCCACUCCCUGAGACUAUCCAGAAGGCAUCGCGUACACGUCAGUAAGAAAGUGUAGAGGAGCAGGAGCUGCUGGAGGAAUUGGGAGGCAGGUUUAGGAUCACUAGCCCCUCCUGUUUACAGUUUCAGGCUAGGGGCUUGGUGGCUCCUGGGGCACUCCCCCUAACUGUGAUGGGUUCUUCACACCCACCUAGCCCACCUUACCUGUUCUGCCCCAAGGUGUGUGUCUGGUGUUGAAAGGCCAAUAUCUGGAAUAUAACAACCUUUCUCACUCAGUAGGCCAUCUCGUCAGGCCUCUCUCCUGCCUCAACCACUAGGCAAAAACAGCAUGAGUGACAGGCUGUAGAAAGUUGUUUGUCUGUGAAGUUGAUACAACCUCACCUGUGCCUAGGGAUUCACCUAAUUGCCACGCAACACUGUCCACAAUGUUUAGCAUGUAUCAAGUUUUGUAACUAGUUUCUCCUAUAAAAUGGUCAGUCAGCUUUUGCUGCAGAAAUCUCAGUGGACUGCAACUACAAAUUCUCAUUCUGAGGUCUACAAGUUGGCUUCUGCGUUACACUCCAGGCCGGGUCUGUCCCGGUCUGCUCCACAACUGUCCUGUAUUCUGGGUCUCUGGCUGAAGGAGCAGCAUUCCCUGGGCUGUGUUCUUUCUGAUGGCAGAAGCAGAAGCUGAGCCAGACCAUGCAAGCACACGUGUAGCCUCUGCAUAGGGGGCUGUCAGCCCCUGAAUUUACCAUGUUACAAGAUCAUUCUAAAGGAAUCACAAAAUUUAUGGUAGAUUGUUUUUUCCCCUCUGUUUUAAAACUCUUAAUUUUUAAAAGUUGUUACCAUUAAAAGCAAUGUGAGGAGGAUUUGAGGUGUCCUGUGGAAGACCCUGCCUUCAGACCCCUCAGUAAACAGUGGUGAAGCCCUGGAGGCUCCACACAGGACAGUUUUAUGAAAGUGCUGUAGUCUGAGGAUUUCUGCAGUGGGCUAUGCAGGGUGCUUUGGAAAGGUCAAGGCUGGGUGCAGGGAGACUAGGAAGCAGCAGAGUGGAGCCGGGCCAGGGCAGCAGCAGCCCAUCACACCCUCCCUCUCCAGGGCUCUCCCUCAGCAGAGGAUGCUGUGGGGAUACAGGCAGCUCACAGAUGGACGGAAAGGCUGGGAGCCCAGCAAGCACACAGGUUCCAUUUUGUGCUGUUGGGAACCCAGUCAAGGUCAUACUUCAGAGACCAUUUGAUGAGGAUGCCUCAGCUGGUGCCUCCAAUGUCACUGGCCUCAUGACACUGCUACCAGUGACACCCCACUGUCAGGAGUAAGCCCUCAACCUUCUACCUUAAGGGAGAGAGGAUACGAUUGGGUAAGUCUCAGGUCUGUGUUCAUUCUAUAGAUUCCUAAACUCAAGAAGAAAGAUUGGCUCCUCUAGCUCUGGUAGGAGGAGGCAGGACUCUGCCCAAACUCACUCGAUAGAGGAUUUGUCUGGAAAGGAAGGGAGUUCCAAUGCUUGGUAGCCAAGACAAUGAGGCAAGUCCACUGCGCCAUGCUCCUUAGCUGUCUAACAUAACUCUUCUUCCCGGGCGUGCAUCUCAAAAGUAAGUUUCCUAUCUCACACAAUACAACAGUGCUUCUAACAAAACAGCAGCUCAUCCUUCCCCUAAGGGAAUAGGGAGGCAACCCUAAGCUGCUUCAUCAUUUACUUCUUCCAGCUCCAUCUAGGAUAUUUAAUGGUGUCUCUUUCUCCCCUAGUUUUGUCAGGUUCUCUCUAUAUUCUAGAAUGUUAAAGUCAGCUGCCCUCCAAGUGUGGUCCAAGGACCCCCGGCGGUCUUCAGGGUCCUCCCUUUCCCAACUACACAUUUGGGGAGGCUGAUUGUCCUUGCCCAAGAUACCAUACUGCAACAGACUGAAUGCAGAAGCAGCUAGAGGAACGCAGCUGCCUUCUGCUGAGCCAGACAUGAAAGGUUUGCAGAAAUGCAGAACAAUACAACUCUUCUACUCAGUCAAUUUUUUUGGUUUGGAAAAUAUAGUUGUCACUAAAAA
Molecule: messenger RNA, 5577 nt
Organism: Cynocephalus volans (Philippine flying lemur)
Lineage: Eukaryota; Metazoa; Chordata; Mammalia; Dermoptera; Cynocephalidae
Gene: TMEM185B
Product: transmembrane protein 185B
Exons: 1
Coding region: 445-1497 (350 amino acids)
Source: RefSeq, a predicted model, not a curated record